Hyla sarda is the source of this 6204-nucleotide messenger RNA. It is a transcript of the gene IQCH, whose product is annotated as IQ motif containing H. Gene Ontology annotation, molecular function: protein binding. The transcript is spliced from 21 exons. The coding region runs from base 144 to 3359 and encodes 1071 amino acids. Lineage: Eukaryota; Metazoa; Chordata; Amphibia; Anura; Hylidae. The record is from RefSeq and is a predicted model, not a curated record.
CUUCCGCUCCGCCCGUCACGUGUGGAACUGGAUGGUACGGUCCUUCUCCACCCUUGUUUUAAAAUGGUAGGGUCCGGAGCGCGUCUCGUCGUCAUGGCAGCAGAAGUAGCGGUGAAAGGAUCUAGUAGUCGCUGGACUGUGCCAUGGCCGGACUAUCGGGGGGCGCCGACCCUGUGGGCCGCAUACUGGUGCAGGUUCAGAAUGACUUGGAACACUUAAAGAAGAAUCUGGUACAUACAAGUCAAGAGAAUGGCAUUUCAGUGGAUGUCCAAGCCCUGGAGACUGCUAUCAAAAGGACUGAACUGGGAUUAAAGAAACACACCCAGGACUACCUAAACUACAUCAACUGCAGCCCAAUUACUAUUUUGCAGGACAAUAAGGAGAAGUAUGCAUCACAUGUCUCUAAAUGGACUUCUCAGCAUGAAGCUGCAAAACUGAACCCAAAACCACUUGUUUCAUAUUUGCUUGAUACUAGACCACAUCCUUCUACAAGUUACUUAUCACCCGGGCAGCAGCACAAGCUGAUCCUGAGCACACGUAUCAUGUGUAAUCCUGAGAACCUGACUCACCGAAACCUCCUCAACCAGAGCUAUGGGAUCAGCCUGCCCCUGAUCAGCAGCAAACCAAAAACAUCUGUGCCUAUUGAACGGAUUGCCAGAGGCCCCACUGUCAGUCAUCUGUCGGUAUUACCAGCCUCUCAUCGUAUGGACGCCUCUCUACCUCCACCACCAGUGCAUGAAAAAGACAUGCAGAAAGGAGUCCUGAGUCUGAUACAGAGAGGCCUUAUUCCUCCAGCUGCUCGUCUUACCUUGGUUCCUCCUGCUAUAAAACAACAACCUGUGCCCCUCCAUGGUGCCCAUGCUAGAAGAACAGCUCCACUUACACAUGGCAAAGCAGCCAGAAAUCCGAUGAAGACAUCAGACCCAUUUUCUGAAGGUGAUCACAUCUAUGACAACACAAGCAGUCAGCUAUCAGAAAGUGGUUUAGGGACACCUUCAACACCUCACAAUGUGUCAGCCAAAACUACAAGGACAUCUACAAAUGGAAACUAUAAGGAGCAUCAGGGUCGGAUAUCUCCACAGUCACAGGAUGGAUGGGCAUUAUCCCCAGUUACUCCAGACACCGGUCACUGCCUCACCAUCUAUAAUGGAUUAAUUGACCCUAAAGCUGCCGACUUUAUGGCCUUUGAGCAGCAUUACUGCCUCAGCUGGGAUAGCUAUAUGACCUUUUUGGAGAGCUUACAGAAGUUGCUCCAGGACUAUGCCAUACCUACUGCAGUGGUAAAUGGAGACAAGAUGAGAACAGCUACACUGGAUCAAGAGCUGGGUAGGAAACCAUCAGUUUCAGAGCUUUUAUCUGUGUUAGAAAACAGAUCUUGGGUACAGAAGCUCCUGUGUCGCCCUGGACAGCGUUAUAAGGGAAGAGAUGGGAAGGAGGCAGCAGCCACGAAGAUCCAGGCCACAUGGCGUGGCUACAAGGGGAGAGUAGCAUAUCUAGCUUAUCAACGGCAAAGGUGGGCUGCUGGUGUUAUAGCAAUUGCUUGGCUCCUGCAUGUGCAAAAGUCCCGUGUAAAGAAAAUGUUACAGGAGUCCAGGGAGCAUCACUUGCAGAACUUCCGAUCCCGCGGGAAGCAUCUGGCAUCCAACUGGAAUCACAUCAGGACGUGCAGGAGGAGCAUUAUCCAUAUCCCAUCAUUAGGCUAUCCUGAAGCCCAGAGAACCCAAACCCCUGACUUGCAUAUCCUGCAGAACCUGCAGAUAGGGCGACUGAGCGACAUAUCAGACCACAAUGUGGAUGUCAUCUAUAUUUCCCCUGUGAAACUGGAUGAGGAGACAGAGCAAUAUUACCGCAAGCUUCUCGGUCUGCGGGCAGCAGUGUUAUCUGGGAACCCCCAGGAUGCCACCGAGCUGCAUGACAGAUUUACCAUUCUCAUCCCUGAGGCUGUGGACAGAUUCCCUAAUCACCAUAUGUGCCUUUCCACUCUACUCAAGUACAGUCCAAAGACCAUGCAGCGUAUUCGCAACUUGACUCAAGGCCGGGAGACCUACAUUGUUGGAAGAGUCCCACAUACUGAUGAUCUGGCUGUGGCAGAUAUGCUUGGUGUCCCUAUUCUGGGUACUGAACCCAACGUGGCACAUCUGUAUAGCACCAAGUCUGGAAGUAAGCGCAUCUUUGCGAGUGCCAACAUCGCCACUCCCCCUGGAGAAUAUGACAUCUAUAACCAAGAACAGUUCUUCAGUUCUCUGAGCCAACUCAUAAUCGAUAAUCUGCUGGUGACCCGUUGGUUAUUUAAAGUGGACAAUGGAUUUGGCAGCAAUGGGACCGCUUUCUGCGACAUUGCUACACACCUUCCAUGUUAUUCCUGGGUGUUGAAAGAGUGCAAGCGGUAUGGUGCAGAAACCUGGAAGCAGAAGUGGGCACAGGAAAAGGCUCUGCAGAGGGUUGCACAGGAACUUCCUAAAGUCUUGGAGCACUAUGCGCAGGCAGUGAACAGGAGCCAUUAUCCUACAUGGGACAAGUUUCUACAGGUGUUAGUGAGCCGAGGAGGAGUGAUUGAAGCUUUCCCACCAGCAGAGAGCAUUACCUGCCUUACUAUAGAUCUGCUGAUCAACCCAGAUGGAGAAAUCCAGGUGUUAUCCUGUGGGGACCAGAUCCACAGCUCCAUCCCAUUGCAGUCUGUAGGCAGCUCUGUUCCUCAGUGCUCAGUGCCCUCCGAUAUACUGAUGUCAAUGUGUAGUAGCAUUGGAGAGGCCUGCAAAACCCGGGGAGUACUUGGAUAUUUGUCUGUAGAACUACUAACAUUUAUAGACCCUCUAAGUCUGGAGCAGCAGAUUUGGGCUACAGAUUUAGACUUGUGUUACAGUGAUCAACUAGCAAUGACCCAACUCCUGCUGUAUUUUACCAAUGGGACGCUGGACUGUAAAAACAGCCGUCUGACUGUGCCACCUGCUCCUAAGAAAGUGGAACGCUCCAGACACAAAGCUAAACCAGCAGAGCCUAUAAUUUUAGACCGAGUUGCCGUUCUCAGCACACGCUUGCUUCACACAAACCUUUCACUUGUAUACUACAAUGUCUUCUUCCAGAUGUGUAAAGCCCAUGGUAUUGGUUAUGAUGUUAAGGAAAAACAGGGGACGGUGUUUGCACUCUUGGAAAACCAGAAACGGCAUCGAAUAGGCAUGAUGAGCAUUGCUGAGGACCUCCAGGGAGCACUGAUGACCUUUGCACGCAAUCUGUUCAUCAUCCAUCAGGAAAUCUCGGCCCCGAACAUGCAGGGAGAAACUAAUUUCAAGGACACAGUACAGGAAAUUGAAGCAAUUCUUGGAGUUACAGAAGAGAAUAAACUGCAGUUUGAAGAAUAAUGUCAGUCCAUUCUAUGAUUCCCUAUAGCCACUGACCUCAGAAUAUUCUUAUGAAAAGGUCAACUGUGUUGGGAAGAAAGAGCAUAUUAACCGGCACUUAAUCCAGAUUACGGAACAGAUCAUGCUAUUUUAAUCACCAUUUAGAAUGUAUAUGUGGUUCACAUAUAAUUGUAUCUUCUAUAAUCUGGUCCAAGAAGGGUAUUAUGAAAAUCCUAACUAACAAGGGGAUGGUUUUCUAGGUUAAAUAAGGACCACACGUAGCACCGAAAUAAAUGUGAGAGCUGACAACAUGUACAGAUAGCCUGUUUGGGAUCAACCGUAGAAAGCGUAUACUCUAUCCGUGUGUUCCGGAAUACAGUGAUCCUGCACAGCUAACAUUAUAGUAUUUCUCCAUGCUCUGCUUCUAAUCCUAUGGAUGAUUUUGUGCACCAGUAAAAUUUUUUGUUGUUAUCAUAUGGUGUGUUUCAUAUAUUGUAUGUUGUGAGAUGUUUGGCAGGAAUGGGCAAUUAUCAGUCAGAAAAUGCUGCCUGGAUCUUUAUUGAAACUAUGUGUAGUGCAUACAGCAGUGUUUCCCAACCAGGGUGCCUCUAGCUGUCUGGGCAUGCUGGGAGUUUGUAGUUUUGCAACAGCUGGAGGCACUCUGGUUGGGAACCACUGGCAAUAGUGUUUUUUGCUGCGUAUUUGCUGCUGCAUAUUUUCCUACCCAUUGAAGUUAAAGGACAUCUGCAGCGAAAACAACUUAUCCCCUAUCCACAGGAUAGGGGAUAAGUGUCUGAUCGCAGAGGAUCUGACUGCUGGGACCCCCCGCGAUCUCCCGAACGGGGCCCCCGGAUUGCCGUGCUGUGCAUCGGCCAAUGCGCGAAGCAUCGACCUCAGUGAGGUCGAUGGUACGCCCCCUCCCCAUACAGCUCUAUGGGAGAGGUGGGGAGGCACGAACGCUACUAUCCCCGACACUCCCAUAGAGAUACAUGCAGGGGGCGUGUCGGCUGCAAUGCCAUGUUGCUGCCAACACGCCUCCUGCACGGGAGAGCUGUGGCCCCAUGCAGGAGAUUGCGGGGGGUCCCAGCAUUCGGACCCACCGCGAUCAGACACUUAUGCCCUAUCCUGUGUUUUCACUGCAUAUUUCCUUUAAUGGGUAACAAAAACAGCUGCUGAAAAUAUGCUGCAAAAUUCGGCAUGUGUGACCCCACCCUUAAGGGUCUAUUAUCUAGUAUCCUGUACAUAUUUGAUGCGCAGGAUUUAAAGCUGCAGAUUUGAUGCUGUCUUAUGUCAUUUAGUUUACAUUGAAAUCUGCAGCAUAAAAUCUGCAGCUUCAAAUCCUGUGCAUCAGAUAUGUGCAGGAUACUGUAUGUGUGAAUGUACCAUAAAAAGGUUUUGUUAUCUCUCCUGUCAACUUUAGUAAAUACUUGUAUUUGUCUUCUGGAAUAUAACUCUGCAUUGUGAUGUUCCUCUGUAAUUCCUACCAGAAAUUUAUGAAUAAAUGGACAACUGGGUGUUACCAGUCGGACUUGUCCCUACAUAUUCUGAUAUUGUCUUAUCAGUGCAGACAGUGCCAGACUAGGUAGAGACACAUCCCUUUGACAAGGAGAAUGGCAACACCCAGCUGUCAAUGUAUUCACAGGUUUUUAGAAAGAAUAACAGUGGAUGCAUUAAGAAAGUUUUAGGAAACAAUGUCCGAAUAUUUUUAGCAUUCUGUGUUCUGAUUCCAAUGGUGUAUUUACUUUCUUUUUAUGCCCCUCCCCCAACUGUCAGAUGGGUGGGAACGUUAUUGCAAAAUGGGGUGUGACUGCUAAACUAAGGGAAUGGGGUUAGGAGCUUUAUAAUGACACCCUCUUAAACACAAUGCAUGCCUCCUUAGCCUGUCAAUAACAUCUCCCUCAGCCUAGCAUUCACACCAUAUUUUGCAAUAAAGUUUGCACCCAUCUUACAGUUCAAUGGUCACUUUCAGAAUCAAAAACUUUUUAUAUGUUUUACAUCUUGGCAAAACAGAACAUAAUCCUUCCUGGCUGCAGCGUCAUCUUUGUCCCAGAUAAAGCACAGGCUGGGACAAAGUCCAGUAAUUGAGGGUGGACUAGCACUCUUCUGUGCUCACUCCUGUCCUGUCAGACUCCUGUCUUAAAAUAAAGAGAAGGGGGUUACAGAGCAGCUUGGAUGAAGUGAUUGGAUGAAGAGACCCAGUACAGCUGGUCAGUGUGGGCUAGCUCAGUGCUUUCCUCGGACAUGCCCCUUCCUGAGCAAUGGAUGUCAGAGUGAGUGAGCAGCAGAACAGAGGAAUUUGUACAAAAAAAAACUAGACACAUAAAAAAGACAUGUAAAAUAAUCUGCAUGACCUAAUGAGUAUCAUAUAUAAGCACUAUUUUUUUCUGUGAUAGUCAACCAAAGAGUAAAACCCCUUAAAACUCUGCAUUGGAGAGGGGUAACAAUUAAGUAAAAACAAUGAUUAAAUCAGAACAUCCAUGGCUAUAAAAAUAUAUAAUACUUUUUUUUUUUUUUUACUAACCACAGGGGGUAGAAAGGGGAGCACCAUUGUCCUACAUUUAGUGCCUGAACCAAUAGAGAGGCAGCUGAACAUGAUGCAGUGGCAUUCCCCUUUAUUUAUUGAACUUAAGGUGUAAGGUGGUGUAAUGUGGCCAGUGUAUUACUUGGGCACUACAAUAUGGUAAGUAUUAUAUUCAUAUUUAUAAUAUUAGUAAAUAACAUUUUAGAACAGAAGCUAAAAUUUGGUAGCAAUAUUUUUUAUUAUUGUUCAUUCCCACACAUAUUUAUCGGCGUAUAACACGCAGGCAGGCUUUUUGCCUUAAAGGGGUAUUCCAGGCCAAAACUUUUUUUUAUAUAUCAACUGGCU